Liolophura sinensis is the source of this 2058-nucleotide messenger RNA. RefSeq names its product ubiquitin-conjugating enzyme E2 R2-like. NCBI's taxonomy places the organism in Eukaryota, Metazoa, Mollusca, Polyplacophora, Chitonida, Chitonidae. The record is from RefSeq and is a predicted model, not a curated record.
AAUUUAAUCCCUUAAAUCCUAAGUUUUUUAGAAUUUUGCAGCAUCUGUGACGUCACAAUCGAGGAUCGCCAUAUUUUACCUGCGUUUUCAACACAAAGACAUUCGCGACUUUUGUUUUACGUAUUUUAGAUGAAUUUCUCUCCUUGAGAGCGCCAUUAUAAGAUAAGAAGAGAAAGAUAACAAAUGGCGCAGAGUCCUACGGGUGGAGCUGUUAAGACUUUACAACUAGAAUACAAGAGAAUCAAUGAAGAACCAGUGGAGGGGUUCAAAGUGAAGCUUUUGGGCGAAGAAGAAGACAACUUGUUCGAAUGGGAAGUGGCGAUUUUCGGACCUCCAGGGACAUUAUAUGAGGGCGGAUAUUUUAAGGCACACAUGACAUUUCCAGCAGAUUACCCCUACUCCCCUCCCACUGUCAGAUUUGUCUCCAAGAUGUGGCACCCAAAUGUCUAUGAGAAUGGUGAUGUAUGUAUCUCAAUCCUCCACCCUCCUGUGGAUGACCCACAGAGUGGAGAACUACCCUCAGAACGCUGGAAUCCCACACAGAAUGUUAGAACAAUUUUGCUGAGUAUCAUAUCAUUGUUGAAUGAGCCAAAUACCUUCCCUGCCAAUGUGGAUGCAUCAGUUAUGUACAGAAAAUGGAGGGAUUCCAGGGGAAAAGACAAAGAAUAUGAAACAAUUAUCAGAAAACAAGUCCAAGCCACAAAAGAUGAUGCAGUGCGAGAUGGUGUGACAGUUCCAACCACAUUACAGGAGUAUUGUAUAACCUCAAAGCCUAAACCAGACAUCCAUGAUGAUUUCUAUAUGGAUGAGGAUUAUCCAGAUGAUAUUGACGAUGAAAUGGAUGAUAGUUAUGAGGAAGAUGAUGACGAUUCGGGCAACGGUGAAACAUGAUAAUUCACCGUUACUAUUUUGUAUACAUAUAUUAAUUUUUUUUUUUUUUUCUUUUUUUUUCUUGUGGAACAUUUUUCAGGGGAUGUGUAUAUGCAGUGUAAUACAAUGGACUAGGCUCAGAGAAAAAUUUCAUCUUUUAUCAAGUUACUGUGGCAACUGAUUCAAACGGGAUUAUACAACAACUCAACAGGAUUUGGAUACUUCAAAAUUUAACAAUUACAUUCGCCUAUGAAGUGGAAAAAAUUACUUAUCGACACAGAAGUUCUGCGCAAUGGCAAUAUGCGGAGUGCAGGAUUUCAUACACAUUCUUCCAGUUUUUCUUCGUCGGGAGUUGUCUUGAUUCCAACAUCUGUUUUACAAAGGUCGGGGAUGGAAUUUUACAUCGACUUUGCUUGUUUUAUGCACCCUGGAUACUGACUUGGUGAGAGCAAGGUGUGGAUUAGAGUUCAUCAAGAGUUCUAGGAUUUCAUGCUGCAUUAUGGAGCAGCACCCUAACCAUGCUAUUGAUUACUGUUGUUUCUUUAUUCGUCAUAUUAACUAUUGCUGCUCAUUUAAUCCAAUCUUAGUGGAAAUUUGUAUUCCAUUUCUUUGCCAGGUAGAACUAUAUGUAGAAUGACUACAGCAAAUUACCAUGAAACUCCAUCUAAUAUUGCUAAUUCGCUCGACCAUCUAUACAUGUAUGUAAUGCUUGCUUGGAUGGGAAAGGUUAUGUGGACACAUCUUUAAGAAAUAUAAAAAAGCUGCACUUUUGUAUAGGCUCUUAAUUUAAUUUAUCUUCCAUGUAGAUCUUGUUUUAGUGUAAUAUGUAAUAUAUGUAUGUUUGUAGUAUUUGUAGAUCUACACGUUUUCUGAAUGUUUCUUCUUUUGCAACCUUAAUUUCAGAUGUUAAAAAUUACAGUGCAAGACGAUGUCCACUCCUGAUUAUUGAGAGUUCAUGUUAGAAAAGAAGCAAAAAAAGUACAUAACUAUAAAAGUUUGGGGACAUCUAUUUCAUUGUACAGGGUGGGGUUAAGUACGGUUGGGUCAAGUCUUGGUGGGAUGUGGAACGUUGUUAUGUGUUGGGGUCGGAAGUGUGUGUAUGACUGCAUAGUAUUUUGACCUUUGUACAGUUAAAACAAAAGAAAAAAAAAAUCACCUGUAAAUAAACCAUCCCACGUCUGGGUUGCU